CUACUCUCGGAUGUCAUCCUUCUCCAAGUCCUCUUCUUCUGUACUACGCUCCUCCGCCAAGCCUCGUCCCCGCACUCUCUCCCCUUCCGAGCUCUUUCAUCACAACCGCCGGAUCGCCUCCCUCGGCCGCACCGGUCAGCUCCAUGCUGCUCGCCAACUGUUCGACGAAAUGCCCAUCCGCGACACCGUCUCCUGGAACGCCAUCCUCACUGCGCACUGGCACAACUCCGACCUCGACGGCUCCAAGAGACUCUUCCAAACUAUGCCUCACCCCAACACCGUCUCCUGGAACUCCCUCAUCACAGGCUGUUUCCACAACGGUCGACCACAAGAGGCCCUCCAUUAUUUCCUCAACAUGCCUUGUAGUUGUAGGAACGUGGCUUCCUGGAACACCACCAUCUCCGGCCUCGUAAGGUACGAGCACUGGGACAUCGCUGAGAGACUCUUUCUGAAAAUGCCUGCGAAAAACGUUAUCUCAUACACCGCCAUGAUAGAUGGACUCGCUCGGAGAGGAGAAGUUGAUAGAGCCCGCAACUUGUUCGACCGAAUGCCCAAGAGAAAUACUGUAUCGUGGGGUGCCAUUAUAAGCGGGUACGGCGAAAAUGGCCUGUUUGAGGAAGCUCGAACCUUGUUCAAUAGAAUGCCAGAGAAGAACCUAGUUGCAAUCACGACGGUCAUCACCGGGUACUGCAAGCAGGGCAGAGUGGAUAAAGCAAGGGAACUUUUUGAUGGGAUUCAACAUAAGGAUUUAAUCUGUUGGAACGCAAUGCUGUCAGGCUAUGUUCACAAUGAUCAUCCCGGGGAAGCACUGAAGCUAUUCAUCCAACUACUAGAAACCGGUAUGAAACCUGACCAUUAUACGUUAAUUGCAGUCGUGAAAACAUGUUCGUCUGUCGGUUUGCUGCAACAAGGGAGGCUUGUUCAUGCUUACGCUAUUAAAACCACCAAUUGGCAUUUGAACGUGUCCUUAUGCAACGCAUUGGUGACCAUGUACAGCAAGGGCGGGUGCAUUAGUGAUUCGGAGUUGCUCUUCUGGAACAUCCACAACAAAGACCUUGUCUCCUGGAAUGCAAUUAUCGCAGCAUUCUCGGAACAUGGCAACCAAGAGAAAGUUGUUUCUCUGUUCAAUGAGAUGGAAGAAGAUGGCAUCACACCCGAUGACAUCACUUUCCUAAGCAUAUUGUCUGCGCUGGGACGUCCUGCAAAGAUAAAAGAUAGCUUAAAUUGGUUUAGCCUAAUGAUUUCCAAAUACGGGAUACAACCGAAGGCUGAACACUAUGCUUCCGUUGUCGAUGCGCUGUGCCGUGCAGGCCAUUUAGAGAAGGCAUGCAAGUACGUGGGAGGAAUGCCACUUAAAGCACGGAAUUUUGCUUGGAGUGCUAUACUAGCAGCCUGUCAAACGAACUCUCACGUCGAAUUAGGAGAGUCGGCGGCUAAGAAGCUACUCGUGUUGGAUUCUGAAAACUCAGGGGCAUAUGUGGCGUUGUCAAAUAUUUAUGCUGAAGCUGGUAUGUGGAGGGAAGUGACUAAAGUGAGGGCCAUGAUGAGGCAAAAUAGAGUGAAGAAGCAACCAGGGUACAGUUGGACUGAGAUAUCUGGCAAUAUUCAUUUGUUUCUUGUGGGUGAUGCAUCACAUUCAGAGAUCGACAAGAUUCUAUGUGAGCUUGAGAAGAUAGGUAUCGCCUCUAGGGCAUAGUUUAGUUAAUUAUCAUAUAAUAGAUUUAUAGAAUUUAAUAAGGGUCAAACCUUGUUUAAAAAAUGGGAAAUUACUCUUUCAUGUGAUGAUUAAUUUUGAUUUUCUGAUUUACUCCUUCCCAAUAAUAUGAGGUAGUCAUAUAAAUAUAAGGUGUUAGGAUUAUAGAUUUUUACCUUUUUAUAGAAUUGAGAGGAUAGGUAUCCAUAUGAAGCUGUUGAACCCAAACGUAUCCAUAAAGCAAUCUUAUAUUUACUAAGACAUGUAAUUUAUUUGUAGAAUAUAAAUUCAUUUCUUUUUAAUGGGAAAAUGUAC
Zingiber officinale is the source of this 2008-nucleotide messenger RNA. Its product is annotated as pentatricopeptide repeat-containing protein At4g02750-like. The coding region runs from base 11 to 1696 and encodes 561 amino acids. Gene Ontology annotation, molecular function: RNA binding; protein binding. Gene Ontology annotation, biological process: RNA modification. The transcript has a single exon. NCBI's taxonomy places the organism in Eukaryota, Viridiplantae, Streptophyta, Magnoliopsida, Zingiberales, Zingiberaceae. The record is from RefSeq and is a predicted model, not a curated record.